AUGUCUUUCCUUCAUGGUGUUCUCCAAAGUGUGAAGGAUGAUGAUAACGUUACAAAAUACAAUGAAUACAUUGAUACACCUAAAAUAAAUAAUGUUAUUCGCAUUUUAAAUGAUAAUGUAGGUAAAGGCCGUCAGGCCUUCGUGACUGCCGUGUCUCAGGUGGAGGAGAGGACUGGAGAAGUGAAGGACAAAUUAGGUAAGUUGAUUAUUAAAUUAUCAUCUGGUGCAGGUGAAUAUGUUCAAGAGGUGAAGAACCGUGGAGGCGAGAGCCUGGAGAAGCAACUCAAGAAGUGGAAGACAACGAUCCAAAGGAUCGAGCAAGAAGUCACGGACAUAGAGAAACAACAAAUUAAUGUACUAGAUAACUCACUUAGCACACGUAUAAUGCACGAAUUUUCACCUGUGAAAAAAGUGGUCGACCACUUAGGUGCCGUUGCUAAGAAUACAGCAUUCGGGGACGAUGUGAAGGCUGUAGACACAGAAUUUAAGCAGCAGGAGGAGCAUGUCAUUGAUCAGAUCCGAGGUAAAUGUCAAUCCUUACAACUAACUUUGACGACAAAAUUUGGCCUCAUAGAUGAAGGAAUUCGCGCCAUUGAAAAAACACAGAAAGUUGACUUAGCGUCCCUCAUAGAUUUGGUUGGCCGAUUGGUUAUUUCAGUUGGAAAGGCUGACACUGCAGCGGGAACUUUGGUGAGGGAUUAUCAGACUCAGAUCGUCGAUGAAAUAGGUAAAAUUGAUACGCAGGUUCAGGGGCUUGACACCACUGGAAUUGCGAACGAUCUUUAUAAUGUGUUCACUGAUAUAAAUACUCAUCUAGGUACUCUUGAGAGGCAGUUGGCUGAAAUUAAGAGCAGUCAUGAGGAGGUUCAGAAGACAGUUGGUAGUAAGUUGGUUGGUAUUGAAAGUGAAUUGGAGUCUAAAAUAACUACGCAUAAGGAAGAAAUCAAGAGUAAAAUUAAGGAUUAUAUAAUGCAGUAUAUCGGCCUGAUUAUGAAGUCAGUUGGAGGGAUUAGAGACAAGAUUGGCGAUACAACAACGCGGAGUGGCAUAAAUUAUGAGAGUGCAUAUUACAAUUGGGGAAAGCUUAGGGAGGAGAUUGAAAAACUUGCUGGAGAUAUUAAUGGUGAUGGGAAUGGGAAAACCCCGGCAAAGCCAAAUUAUGAAGGUCUCAAGGGGAUUAAGGAGAAGGUGGCAAAUUAUGCUAAAAAGUUCAAGGACGAAUUUGAGACUAAAAUUCUGGAUGGGUGGAUUGCAAGGAUUCUCGCGAAUGAUGGAGUGGUGAAUGGCAGAAUAGAGAGGUAUGUUAAAAAGGAUAAAGCGCAGCUGAAGGGUGAUUUCGAAGUUGACGAAUUUUCGCGUAAUGCAAUUAAUAAGGCGAUUAAAGAUAAACUUAGAUCCAGUAUUAUCGAAAGAAACGGUGAGCUGUUCAGUGUAACAUCGAAAGACAAUAUCCUUCAGAAUAUCGACACUGUCAUAAAAGGUAUUACUACCUUUGUAAGCGGACUGGAUGCGGAGCUAAAAAGGGAGAGUGGACAAACAGACGCUUUUGCCAAAGUAAUUGCGGAUAAGAUCGAAGCUGAUCCCGAAUGGAAACUCAAACAGUCGCCAUCCCCAUACACACGUUACCUAGCAUCAGCCGUCCGUUACAUCCUCAUGACCCUUGUUAUAACAGCCAGACAGACUGCCAAUGCGCUCCAGUCUUUCACGUCCGCCAAGGAAAAGGGAUAUCCGCAUGAUAUCACAUACCACCUCGGCAUAAACCUGGAGACGGCGAUCGCAAAUGUAGACAAUAUCAAAACAAAAGUGGGUGACGAGGCCGGCAACGGCGUAGCACCAGGCAGUAAAAUUACUAAGGCGCUGAAGGAUGUAGAUCUUCAGAUUAAGUCUCUUGACUCCAGUCUCGGUACGGCAACUAGCUCCAACGAGACUGUCUCCGGAGAGGUUAAGCUCGAAGACAGUGUUACGAAAAGGGUUAAUACUAACGUAGAUGCCGUAACCUUCACCUCACUUAAUCCGCUACUCACGCAAGCAGCGGAGAAAGGUGUCAAAAUGUUAGAUGAGAAAGUCAGUGGGAUUCUUGGUGGGCAACUUGGCAAUGUGAAGGGUAACAUAGAAAAUCAAAUUAAUAGAAUCAAAAGACAACCUAACGGAGAUAUUUACCAAGCCGUCGAAGAUCUUAAAGGGCUAAUUGAAGCCGUCAAAUCAUCCAUCACCGAUAUAAAGGGGAAAGCGGGAAACAAUAUAAGAGGCCAAGUGAAUUCGCUUAAAGUGAACGUUGCCGAUCUCAAGCAGGGCAUCGAAAAUUUUAGUGAACAAAUAAAUCUUUUCGAUAAGGCGCUUCAAAAGGUCAUCGAAGAAGCACAAUCUACCGUAGAUGAUGCCCGCGAGACCCUGCAACGCCAAAUCAAUGAAACGCAAACUGCGCUCACCGAAGCAGCCGAACAAGCCUUCAAAGAGGUGUACACGAAGGCAAAAUCCACGUUCGCCGAAGGUCAUAUGGCCGACUUGGAAGCGCUCCAUAAAUUAGUCACCGACCAAAAAACUCAAAUCCAGCAAAUUAUCGACAAAGACAAAAGGAACGGUGCGAAAGGUUUUUUCGACAAAUUAUUACGUACAGUGCUAGAUCACGAAAAGGAUUUAAUAUCGAAAUCCAAAGUGACUGCAGAAGAACAUAAAUUCGUCAAAGAAAUAAAAGAAUUCCUUCAUGUGUUCUUCACGUCUGUAUAUAUCCAAAAUGAUUUUGUGGAAUUCGAAUCAUCAUUUAAUCCCAUCGUGGAAAGUACGCAUGAUAUGCUUCAACAGCUUGAAGAAUCUAAGCGCUUCGAUCACACUUUUAUCAAAAACCUUGACAAUCUUAAUCUCGCACUGCAUAACUUCGAACCUAAGAAAUUCUCUGAGCCGUGUUCCAUAUUGCUUGAUGCCUUGAAAGAUGGGCUCAAUGCCCUGGCCACACAGCUAGGCUAUGCGUAUGUUAGCAGCUAUGAUGGCGCUCCGCCUAUAGCUAGUUGGGAGUACCGCGACCGUAAAUCUAAGAAAACUCUACCAACUGAGGAAGCCAAAAUGUGCGCCAAGGUUUUUCUAACGUGUCUGCCGACAUGCUUCAAUGAUUUGAGUAAGCUUAGGAAAUACUGUAAACAUAAUGGUGAUUGGACAACGUAUAACAUAAAUUUCAGCAAUGAACUCGGAGGCUUUUUCGAUAAGGCCGGUUACCGUGUUUCGAAGUUCGGUGAUUCCCAUGAAGGGGAAUUAAAAAAUGCCGGCCUUGAAGGUUGGAAUAUUUACGACAAACUUAUUGCCGAUAUUUCUGGCGAGGAUAAUACGAAGUAUUACCUCGUUAACAAUGGAGAGGAGAAUGAGAAUGUGAAGGAAAAUAAUAAAAGUCUGCUUAAACAACUUGUCGACCAUCUCCACAGUUACUACGCUGUCACUCAGCUCCGCCAUAUAGACGGUGCCAAACCACCGUGUAAUAUAUUCCAGAUGUUGUGCUGGGUCACCGGUUUAUGGUAUAGUCCUGUGCGUCGUUCACUCUGUACAUACUUUAACGAGUUGUUUGGCAAGCCGAAAGGCAUGGAGGACAGAUCGUAUAAGGACAUUGAUCCUCGCCUACUUAAACUAGUCGGCACGUCAACCAUUAGGCCACGUGACCUCACGGAAUCACUGCACUCAACAUGUUCCUAUGCCGAAAAUGUAUUAGUUGCUAUACUCGGCACAGGCCACGCUGACGGUAUAUACGCGUGCCAGUUCAGCACCAAUGACCUUAACUUACUCUAUCCAACGAACAUGACAACACUAAUAUGCUUAUUGAUGAAUGUCGUCAAACGCCUCCAUAGCCAACUACACUUUUUAUAUACUAUGUGUUCAUAUGAAACCGAGCUCAGUGGCUGGCGUGACUGCACAUACGGUAGGUACGUCGGUGCUUCCGGCUGGCAGUGUAAUACGUUGACGUAUGCUGAACAAACGUGUGACCAACAGUGUGACCAAAGAGCCAACCAAAACACUAACCAAACAGCUAACCAAAGCUGUAACCAACACCCCAAGUGCGGCAUUAAAUCACCACUGCAAUCGUUUUUGGAGGAUGGUCUUCCUGGUUUCCUGCCACAUAAUGUAACAGCCAACGGCUCUGGUCUUUCAUGUACUAAUUGUCCAAAGACGUCUGGCCAACCGUGUCAAACGCCCAUGGGCUUCGGUGAUAUUAGUAUUACAGCCUCCCGUAGACAUACUGGGCAAUUCAUAUUUGAUGUCAUUGGUGAAUUCUGUGGCGGCGCAUCUUCUCACCUCAGUAAUCUGUGCAACCUACUGAAUGUUCUUUUGCCAGCUGCGCCGAAGACACUUGGAGAGAUGUUUGCAUUUUAUUAUAAUUUUGUUGCUAUAUGGCACGCCAACGGCAGCAGUCACAUGAAUCAUAAAGACACAGCAUUUAACAACGCCGUCGUGCAGGCCAAUUUCGGAAACCCUAACACGGAGUUGAACAUCACUCCAUUGUUUAUGAGCACGGAUCAUGGCACCAUGCAAGAUUUGCCUCACCCCAAUGGGGACCUGUACUCUCUUGUAAAAUGCAAGGGUGCUUCAACGACUACCGCCGUUCACCCCUGCGGUCCAUAUCUCCGGCCUCUUUGUGUAGACAUAUGCAGUAUAUUUUCCGACAAGCACGUCAACAAAUACCUUUCGUGGGUUGUAUAUGUUACUGAAACAUUUUACGAUUUACUCAAAAAAUUAUACGAUGAUUGUUGUAAGACGUGUGGCGGUGACAAGCCGAAAUGCCGUAAGGCUCCUUGUUCACAAAAAUGUAAUGUUGGCAGAAAGCCAACCAACUCCAGUCACAGUGACAGUUGCAUAUCCAUAGUCAAUUGCCAAACAACUAUGCCUACCUUGUGCAGAUAUGGAUUCACUUUCGGGUACUCAUCUGAUCUCGCGGGGAAAUGCACUUGGCGAUUUGACCAAUAUAACGAUUCCGAAUUUCCUCCUAAAAAUCAGAUGGCCAUUUAUGCUAACGUUGUUAGCCCUCUGGUCGCUGUCGCUCCUGUACCUGCUGCACAUCGCCGUCGUCCGCCUCGACGUCCUGAGGAUACGCUCCCACCUGAGAUCACCCUCAAGCCACAGGAUCGCCGCCCAGUCGCUCCUCGCAGCGGCGCGCGUCAACUCACUCGGCAACAUCAAGUACUUCUCACCAUAAUCGUGCCUUCACGUGUGAUCUGUAUAUCACCCAACCACUCACUCACUCAACCACACACUCAACCACACACUCACCCACCCACUCACCCAACCACUCACCCACUCACUCAACCACCCACUCACUCAACCACCCACUCACUCAACCACCCACUCACUCACCUAACCACUCACCUAAUCACUCAACCACUCACCCACUCACAUACUCACCCACUCACUCACCCACUCACUCACUCAACCACCCACCCACUCACCCUCUCACUCACUCAACCACCCACUCACUCAACCACUCACCCACCCACUCAACCACCCACUCACUCAACCACCCACUCACCCACUCAACCACCCACUCACCCACUCAACCACUCACCCACUCACUCACCUAACCACUCAACCACUCACCCACCCACUCAACUACUCACUCACUCACUCAACCACCCACUCAACCACCUAAUCACCCACUCAACCACUCAACCACUCACUCACUCACCCACCUACUCACUCACUCACUCACUCACCCACCCAACCACUCAACCACCCACUCAACCACCUAAUCACCCACUCAACCACUCACCCACUCACUCAACCACUCAACCACUCACCCACCCACAUACUCACUCACUCACCCACUCAACCACUCACCCACUCACCCACUCAACCACUCACUCACCUCCUCCUUCACUGGUCGCUUCGCUCCCUCCCUCACCUUCUCUUCCAUCACCUCCUCCGUCGGCACAGAUAGCCUUGGAUGAUAUCGAUGCCCGCCGUAUCUCUCUUGGUCAGCUUGCUGGACAGCUGUCCGGUUUUAUUGGUGGAAGUGGAGAAAUUCAAAAAGCAUUGUUGAAUGGUUUGCACAGCAAUGUAAAUCAGCUUAUUGGGCUUUUAAAAACGUCUUGCGGAGGGGAGGGGUGUUGUAAUAUUAAGGAUUUCAGUGAUGAACAUCUUAAAAAUCUUCAAGAUACAUUUAAGCAAUAUGAUGAAAUUGUAACAAAAAUUGAUAGCCUUCAAAAGCAAAAGGAUGAAAAAAAUAAGGCGUCCUUAAGGACGCCGUCCGACGGUCAGUCUGAGAUUAAGGAGCUUAAUGCUAAAUUACAGCGUGUUAAAUCAGAAAUUUUCCAAUUAAGUUCCACGCUUCAAAAGGAAAUUACAACUGUAAUUUCCGCUGUUCAAAGGAAAAUUGAUGACCUUCAGAAAAAGAAAAAAGAUGUUGAUAACCUUCAAUCUGAAGUGAAUGAGCUUAAAAAGAAAAUUGAUGCUAAGCCAAAAAAUGUUGAAAGCCUUAAAAAGGAACUUGAAAAACAUGAAAAGGACCUUAAAGAUGCACAAAAUGAUUUCCCUGAAAAAGAUGCAAAAUCCCUUGACUCUCAUCAGAAGUCUAUGAGGUCUCUCAACAGUCUAGAAAGGCUUUGUCAACAUUGUGAUGAUUUUGAAAGUAAUAAAAGUAAAACUCCAAAAGAUAUUUUAGAGAGCCUUUGUGGAGGCCUCGAAAAAUUUCUCGGCUACCAUGAUGGUAAUUACACCGGAGAGGGAAUUGUGUACUCCGACCUUGACAGGCUCUGCGACGGGGUGAUGUCUUUCCUUCAUGGUGUUCUUGAGAGUGUGAAGGAUGAUGAGAGCGUUAAGAAAUAUGAUGGUUACAUUAAAUUAAACAACAAUGAACAUUUACAUACUGUCCUUCAACAUCUCCAAUCUUCAAUUGGCCAGGGACGCAGUGUCUUUGGUGAGCGGGUUGAAGAGGUAAGUGAGUGGCUUAAGAAAUAUUGGAUGCAGGUGAAUGACAAGACUGGAGAGGUGAAGACUAAAUUAGGUGAGUUGAUUAAGAGAUUAUCAUCUGGUGCAGGUAAAUACUACAAGGAAGUCGAGAAGCAAGAAGGGAAGGAGCUGCAAGUGCAGUUGAGGGAGUGGCAAUCCACGAUUGGCAAGAUUCAGUACAAUGUAGACACUAUAGAUAAUCACGUUAGCAACAUAGAUCCUAAUCUUAGAGAUAAAUUACGUAAUGAAAUGAAUGCUAUUGGUGGUGCUGUUAGAACGCUGAAUGAGUGUGCUGAUGAGACGGUGUCUGCUGGCCAGGCAGCACAUGUGGAGGAGCAGUUGAAGAAGCAGAGGAUGAGAAUUGAAAACGCUAUAGAGGCGCAGACCGAAAGGGUAAAGAGCACUGUGACACAUGAAAUAAAUAAAAUUUUUGAGCACCUUGGUAGCUUAGGUGACAAUAAUAGAGCGCACCUCGGGAAAAUUAGAGAAGCCAUUGCAAUGGCGAAAGGAACGGUUGAAAGCGAAUUCGGUGACUAUAGUAACAGUUUUAAAGACAAGGUGAUCGAGUGUUUUAUCGGUAUUAGAAGACAACUUGAUAAUUACAUCAACGAUGCCAACAGCACUACGCUUCAGAAAAGUUUUCAAGCAGUGAAAACCGAGGUCGGCUUGUUAGAAGGCAACGUGCGUAAUGGGUUGCAGGCGUUGAGGGAGAGGAUUAGUGGCCUGGUAGACAAAGUUACCGACCAGGUCGGUGCCUAUGAUAAUAUUGUUGGUAAGCAGCUGGAAGAUCUUGCGCAAGCAAAAAAAUCACUUGAAAAAAUCACAAGUUCUAGAAGCCAAACUAAUUCGGCAGCUGCGGGGAAUCUUGAAGCUUUAUUUAAGAAGGCGAUUGUUGAUAAACUUAGUAGUUUGGUGGAGGCCGUUUACAAUGCAAUUGGAGACCUUUAUGAUAGUGUUACUGGCACAACGGGGGCUGUAAAGCAAACGAAAACAAUAAAACAUAUUAUAAUGCAUAUUAAAGAUAAGGUUGAGGGAAUUGAGGGGAAAACAUAUGGCCUGGAGGAUAUAAAAAAGACAGUGACACAACACGCAGAAGGUUUUAAAGAGAAAAAAUUUGAAAAGAAGGUAGAAGAGUGGGUGGAACAUAUAUUGAAGGAGAAUAAGACGGUUAGCAGUGGGAUUAGUUAUUACGUUAAGGAUAACCAGGCAAGGAAUUAUUAUAAGAAAUCGCUUGGAGCUGCGACCCUUAUACCUAAAGUCGAGCAGGCAAUUAAGAGUGUUAUUAAAACCAAGCUAAGCGGUGAAAUCGAGGGAGCCGGUCGAAUAGUAAAAUAUGGUAUUGCUAAAGCCGAGAAAUCCAACGAAAUUAUUAAAGAAUAUGUUGACGCCGUGAAAAAGGCGUGCGACAGUUUCGCCGAGAAGCUUCGAGAACAGAUUGAGCAAAACGGAAUUACUGCCUCUAACGUAGCCGACGUGAUUAAACAAGAUUCAUCUGUGCUGGAUUCACAUCUCAACGGACGCCAUGACGCUUCUAGUCUAGCACCUGCCGUCCGUUCAACGCUCCUUCAGCUCCUUGUUGUGGCGACGAAAGCCGGCAACCAAUUCGCUUGGUUGGCCGACAAAGUGGACUUGGCAAAAAAGGUGGAUGAUGUUAGUGGUAAAGUUGACGACCUUUUUAGGAAGCUUUAUUACGCGACUAGUCCGGCCGUACGCACCGCCGACCAAAAGGAAAGCCCCGCCCAAACCCUUAACACAUCGAUUUUAGCAAUAAAGCAGAAUGUGGAUCAUCUCGAAAACAUAUUCACUCAGCAAGUUGCAAAAGAUCUUGCCAAAGAAGUUGACAAUUUCAACCACGCCGCUAAGGUAGAAAUAUUGUUAGCGGCAAAAACAGCGAUGACACAUAGUGUUAAUCAGCUUGGCCCGGGUGGUAGCAUAGAGAUUAAGACUAUAAUGCCGCCGUUCGAGGCAGGCAGAGAAGCAUUGGUCAACGCCGUUAAGCAAAUUGAGGAAGAAUUAAAAAAUCUAAAAGAACUCCCCGAAGACGUCGCAACCCAGAAAAGCGGGGCAGAGACGGAAAUGGAGAAGUUGAAACGUGAUCUGUUGGAUAGAAUUGGUAACAUAGAAAUAAAUGCCAACACAGCCGGCAGAGAUAUAGGAAAUGCAAUUCUUGAUGCAGAAAAUAGUGUUCGCUCAGCGUAUCAAAAUUUAACGCAAGCCAUCUCCCACCUUAUAAAUGAGCUUACCCAGAUAGUAAAAACAGCAUUCGAAAAACUAACCUCCGAAACCAGAUUACUCUUCACCAACCAAAAACUCGCAGACCUCUCCGCGCUGCACAAACUGGUCGAACGCCAAGCCAAAAAGAUCAAAGAUAUAAUUGACAAGGAUCUGGCAAACGGAAUCAAGGGUUUCCUAACUAAAAUUAGAAUGUGGUUGCCAGACAACCCAAAACAGUUUGUGUCAAAUAAUCUGACGGACGUUAAAUCCGUCUCCGAUGAUCUCAAGGUUCUGCUUGACACCCUCCUCUCCUACACCACCGAACAGGUCAAGACGCCGAGCAAGGCGAAGAAGGGAGAGAAAGAAGAUAGCGAGGAGUCCAAGAAAGUUGCAGAAAUUCAAAAGGCCGUCGACAAAUUACUCUCCCACCUCUCCAAAUCUGACAAACUCUACAACUUCGACUAUGAAUUCCAACUAAAACUCUCCGCACUCACCGACGCAGUCAACGCCCUGUCCGCCGAAAAAUUCGCCGGCCACCAGAAUCCCGAAUUGCUCGACGCCCUGAAGAAAGGGAUGCUUGGCGUUACCGGCGAGUUGAAACACGCGUACGUCAAUAGGUAUGAUAGUCAGAAAUUCACGGAAAACUUAGUCGACGCUAAAUAUGAAUUAACCCCCUCAAAUAAUACCACAAUCAUAACGCUGAGGGAUUAUGGUAGGAAGUGUUCUAAAGUAUGUGCCACAGUCCUUUUUAUAUUGUUCCGAGACAUGAGGAACCUCCGAAAGCGCUGCCCAGAAAAGUGGACGUCUAAUACUAUAUAUUCUAAUACCGGCCUUGGAACAUUCCUCAAGAACUCCGGUUACAGGGUGUCCAAUGAAAAUGAUGGCCACGACGGUGAGUUGAGGAACAAGUCGAAGUUAAAGGGUGAGCAUAUUUAUGAUCUUAUGACGAAGCAACACGGCCAGAGUAGUCAAACGUACAGAAUCGUUGACGACUAUGAUGACUAUGUAGACCAGACGAGUGUACAAAAUUACAGUGUCCUUAAGAGGCUUUACAACAACCUCGAAUGUUACAACGAGGUGUGUCACCAUUACAUCCCGGAAAAACCCAAGUCACCGUCUAACAUCUACCAGAUGCUCCAGUGGUGUAGUGGCUUGCAAUACAAUUACAUGUUUGAGAAAGUUUGUGAUUAUUUGAUGGAACUGUUUGGCAAACCUGACGGGUAUAAAGAUUCGAAGUAUUCGGAUAUACCCAGUGCACUACUGAAAUUAGAUGCUCAUCCGGAGACAAUCACCUAUAGUAGCUUAAUAACAUUGCUUAAGAAAGUAUGCCAAAACGCAAGAAAACCGCUGAUCGCCGUGCUUGGUUACGGCCAUGCUGACGGUGUAUAUGCCGUUGAUCACUUUAAUAACUCGAGUAAUCUAUCGUAUCCCAGUAGCGCUGCUGUAUGUUUUGAUAUGCUCUUAGAUAUAUUGCAAAGACUAUACCAGCAACUUUACUUCGUAUUGACGCAGUGCCUCCGUGGCAAAAGCACCAGCGGCUGGCGUGACUGUCACUACGGCCGGCACGUCGUUACCAACCACCGAGGCAUCCCGUGCAAGACUCCGAUGGGAUUUGGGGAGAUCAGCACAAUGGCGUCACAAACACAGAAAGGUGAACGUCUUAUGAGAGUGCUUCGUGAUUUAUGCGGUGAUUCAGAGAAGCCUCUUAGCAAACUAUGUGGUUACUUAGUGUGCCUUACGCAUCGUGCUCCACAAAACCUUGGUGACAUGUUUGCGUUUUACCAGGGCUUCAUCAUGGAUUACACUGGUGGCUUUUAUGGAAACAAAGAAUCGCCGGUGCAUACGCAAAGAGCACUUAAGGACGCCGUUACCGAAGCCUACUUCGGUCAAGAACAUCCCUUUGAUCCCAGCCCGUUGUAUGGUAGUAUUGGUCACGUAGAUAGCGACAUAAAGGGUGAUUUGUACAGCAUAUCAACCUGCACAUCUGAUUCAGUAAAUUCAUGUGGGCUCUUUGUUCAACCACUAACAUUAAAUAUCUACCGCAUAUUUUCAUCCAAGCAUAAAAGCAAUUACUUGUCGUGGAUCGUCUACUUGACGGAGACGUUUUACGACUUGCUUAAGAAAUUGUUCGACGAGUGCGAUGCUAAAUGCGGUGCGAAGGGAUCCAAUUGCCACAACAAGUGCUGUGUUAAGAAGUGUCCAGUGUCCUCUAAAACAUCAACGCCAUGUAACCAUGAUUCAGAAUGCCGCUCGAUUGUUAAAUGCCAAAACACACUUCCGACACUGUAUAGACAUGGUUUCACAUAUGGCAACGCAGAAAGCCUAAAUGGUGAAUAUGGCGCAGGAAAGAAACGCACAUGUAAGGAUUUCUGCAAGGCGCUGAAAAACGUUCUCAAUGAAGAUAAAAACGUUGAAGCUCCACUUGCCAAAUUAAUAUACGUCACCAUACCAGAUUUCCUCUGGAAAAUAAGGGAACCAUUCUCCCUAACAUUGUUAGCCCUCUGGUCGCUGUCGCUCCUGUACCUGCUGCACAUCGCCGUCGUCCGCCUCGACGUCCUGAGGAUACGCUCCCACCUGAGAUCGCCGUCAAGCCACCGCAUCGCCGCGCAGUCCCUCCUCGCCGCCGCAAGAGUCAAGGCACUCGGCAACGUCAAGUACUUUCACCAUGAUCGUGCCUUCACGUGUGAUCUGUGUAUCACCCACUCAACCACUCACCUAAUCACUCAACCACUCACCCACUCACCUAAUCACUAA
Molecule: messenger RNA, 11889 nt
Organism: Babesia ovata
Lineage: Eukaryota; Apicomplexa; Aconoidasida; Piroplasmida; Babesiidae
Product: Spectrin repeat superfamily Extracellular matrix-binding protein, putative
Exons: 5
Coding region: 1-11889 (3962 amino acids)
Source: RefSeq, a predicted model, not a curated record